CUCAAUAUAUCCUGCGUAACGUCACACUUCAACGUCAUGCAACGUCACGUUUACCUAUGCAGCCAUAAUAUAUAUAAAAUACCAUUUAAGCAUACGUACACAAGUAAUAGUAUUCUUCAAGUUGUAUUGUACUAGUAGACUAGACAGCUAUGGACUCUUUAGAAUUUCAACUUAGGAGCAAACAACUUGCCGAAUGUAUCGUUAGCUAUAGACAAAACGUUCACACUUUACGCGUUAAAGCAGAUGUGGAACCGGGAUAUCUUACCACUUAUCUACCAGAAUCGGCACCUAAAGAUGGAGAAGAUUGGGCAAAAAUUAUGGCGGAUGUACAAAAUUACAUCAUGCCCGGUAUUACCCAUUGGCAGCAUCCUCAAUUCCACGCUUAUUUUCCUUGUGGUAACAGCUAUCCUUCAAUACUGGGAGAUAUGUUAGCAUCAGCCUUUGGAGCUGUUGGAUUUAGUUGGGUUGCCUGCCCCGCUUUUACUGAAUUGGAAGUUGUAAUGAUGAAUUGGAUUGGUAAAAUGCUAGGAUUACAGGAUGAAUUUUUAUUUUCUUCUGAUAGCUUAGGCGGUGGUGUCAUACAGGGUUCGGCCAGUGAAUGUGUUUUAGUUUGUCUUCUAGCGGCACGUCAUAAGAAACUGAAGGAGUUAAAACAACAAAAUCCAAAAGUAGAUGAAACGAUUUUGUUAUCGAAAUUAGUAGCUUACACUUCGCAAGAAGCUCACUCGUGCGUAGAAAAAGCCGCCAUGAUCGGUUUCGUAAAGAUACGACGCCUAGAAACAGAUGAAAAUUACAGAUUAAGGGGUGGCAUCUUAGCUGAAGCCAUCAAGGAGGAUCAAGAACAAGGAUUAACACCAUUUUUCGUAUCAGCUACAUUGGGUACUACUUCUUGCUGUUCGUUCGAUGACUUAACCGAAUUAGGACCUUUGUGCGAAGAACACGAUAUCUGGUUGCAUGUAGAUGCAGCUUAUGCAGGAAAUGCCUUGAUAUGUCCGGAAUUUCGUUAUCUUUCUCAAGGCUUAGAAUAUGCCAGUUCUUUUAAUGUAAACUUACACAAAUGGCUAUUGGUAAAUUUGGAUUGUUCUCUUAUGUGGGUCAAAAAUAAAACGCACUUAAUGGAGCCGCUGACAGUUGAUCCUAUUUAUCUUCAACACAACCAAUCCAACGUAUCAGUAGAUUACAGGAACUGGAGUAUACCGUUAAGUAGACGAUUCCGCUCCUUAAAAAUAUGGUUUGUUAUCAGGAAGUUCGGUAUCGAAAAACUUCAAGAUCAUAUCAGAAAUCAUGUGAAAUUAGCUAAAACUAUGGAAAAUUGGAUAAGAGAAGAUGAACGAUUCGAAGUCAUGAACGAAGUACAAACUGGUUUAAUUUGCUUCAGAUUAAAGGGUCCGAAUCAUCUGACCGAAACUUUAUUGUACUUUUUAAAUAAUUCCGGCAACUUUUUCGCCGUUCCCGCAGUCCUGAAAGGAAAAUACGUUAUCAGAUUAUGUAUCAAUGGACCUAGCAUGGAAGAAGAAGAUAUACUUCGCAGCUGGACUUUGGUCACUCAGACAGCAACAGCUCUUCUCAACGUCGGAGAAGUGGCCCAUCAGCAAAAUCAGGUCAAUUUAAAAAUCGAGAAAGAGAACAAAUAUAAGAAAAAUAUUCUCGAACGAUCAUUUUCCGAAUCGGGAAUAAUAAUAACAACUCACCCAGUUAGCCGCAAGAAGAGAAUUUUAUCCGAGAUUUUAAACGUGGAGAGAGGAGAAUUGGUGCCAUUAAGAUGCUAAGGCCGAUCUUUCUUGAAGAUUGAAAAAAAAAGAAAAGUUGAAUAUAUUAAAUAUCAGGGAUGUUUAUAAGAGCAAACUAUACAAGAAUAAAAAUAAAUAAGCGGAAUUUACGCUAUUUGUAAAUUAUUGUAUUUAUUAAUAUAGGAAUUAUAUUUAUUUAAUUUAAAG
Centruroides sculpturatus (bark scorpion) is the source of this 1937-nucleotide messenger RNA. Its product is annotated as aromatic-L-amino-acid decarboxylase-like. Gene Ontology annotation, molecular function: pyridoxal phosphate binding; carboxy-lyase activity. The record is from RefSeq and is a predicted model, not a curated record. The transcript is spliced from 16 exons. Gene Ontology annotation, biological process: amino acid metabolic process. Lineage: Eukaryota; Metazoa; Arthropoda; Arachnida; Scorpiones; Buthidae. The coding region runs from base 150 to 1769 and encodes 539 amino acids.